AUGGGUACUUUUCCCAGUAAAACGAAACGUUCUAAUGGUGGUGGUGUGAAAAAUGAUUUGUUUGAUCAACAAGGGCAAAGCUACAUUGACAAGAGCCAAGACUUGCAACAUUUUGUGAGGGCUGUAUGGAAGGCGAAUUUUUUAUCACCUGUUCGAGAAACACUUUCUGCUGGAGAUGCUAAAGUGCUCGAUGUUUGGUCAGUUCCUAUUAGAAAAAAAAUUAUUGUGUUUUUCACCAAAAAAUGUAUUGACAUUUCUUCUAUAUUAAAACAAAGUUGUGGGGUAGGCACAUGGAUGUUUGAUAACGCGUCCGAUUUUAACAAGGCAAAGUUCCUAGGGAUCGAUAUUAAACAGAUCCUUCCAAGCGAGAAACCAUUGAAUGUAAGAUUUCAAAUAGCGGAUGUACUCCAAAGAUUACCAUUUGACGACAACUGCUUCGAUUUCGUCUAUGUGCAAUUCGUCACGCUGUGGUUCACAGAACAACAGCUAAUCGAAAAUAUUCUUCCAGAAUGCGUGCGAGUUCUGAAACCGGGUGGAUGGAUUGAAAUCAGUGACUCCGACGUACACUUAUAUAUGAAGGUUGCACAACAGCUGAAAAAACGAAACUUCAAUCCUUUUGUGGGAAACCGUCUCGAAUUUUUUUUGCAAACCACAGGAAAGGUGCAAAAGAUUCAGAAAAAAGAACUGGAAUUAUCCCUUUCUAAUCUAAAUAUGUACGGAGCUGGAAUGGGUGAUAUGGCGUUUAAAAUGUAUUCACAGCUAGGAAUCCGAAGCGGAAUAGAACUAGGUGAGAAUUCACCUUCUUCGCCGCCUUUUGUUGAACUAUAUCAAGAUCUAUAUCAAGAUUCUUCCUCAAAGAUACUAGCAACUUGCAAUACUGAAGAAAACAUUUUUGCAUACGAGGAUGAAUUAAUCACCAAUGAAUUGAUUACUGAUGCUUGUCCAGAAGCAUUUUUUUUUAUUAAUAAUAAUACUGUUCAAGUUUUAAACCAGAUAUAG
This is a messenger RNA of Ambispora gerdemannii, 999 nucleotides long. The record is from the annotation of a GenBank genome assembly. Lineage: Eukaryota; Fungi; Glomeromycota; Glomeromycetes; Archaeosporales; Ambisporaceae.